AGCAUCCUGCAGACCGCUGUGUCAAAGACACCGGGGCUCUGACUAACUAGUCAUAAAUCAUCUCGCACUCCGACCCGGAGCAGCAGAGAGAGAGAAGAGGAGAACGUGCUCCACCUUGGAUUGUGGUCCCUGGAGUGCAGGGAUGGAGUUCGUAUCGACAGUAGAGCGUGGUACUCACAAAAGCUGCCAACCACGUGCCGUCAGAAGUAAGCCGCCAUGUCGAGCAGAGACUGCGCGGGCCGGACUCAAGCCCUUGAAUGACGGUCGCGCUUUUCUCGUCUCCCUCUCGACCCCUUUUUUUCCUCGUCGCAUCCUCGUUGAGCUCUCCUCCCGCCACCUUCCAGUUGUUCGGUUCCUUGGUCAUGACAUUCAUAUUGCCACCGCUGGAUGGAUCAGCCGGGUCGAUCCUGCAGAACCAGCAGCCGCUCCCUCCCUCGUUAUAUCGACCGAACUCGCGCCCUUGCUUCCGAAAAGCAAAAGCAAAAGCAACAGCGACAGCAAAUACCGUGGCUACAUAGCCGCUAAAAAGUGCGGCAGGCGCUGCCGUCGUCUCCUCUCGCAUGUCGUAUAUUUGCUUCGUCUAGUGGCGUGUCUGCUGGAUGGGACAGAUGGUCGCCUGGAGAAGCCCGCCCGUGCCGAGGUGUGGCGCGUCGUCUACAACCUCUUGAUGGCCAUGAGCAGUUUGUUGAUCCAGUCCUUCGGCCUGCCGCUACUCCACCUCAGCGCGCUCUGGAAUUUUAUGUUAUCCGUCACUGUCUAUGAGGUCUUUGACGUCGUGCUCGCUUGGGGCCUCAGCCGGCAGCUCCGAGCUAUCGGGGUGGCCUUCAGCAUCAACAUGCAUUAAAGCGUGUUUCCCCACGUCGAGCAGGAGGCCGAUGAACAGCGCAAACGGCUGAGCCUCGGCCUCGUCAUGGAGGCGCUUAGGAAGUCGGAGGGCAUCGGGAACUGUCUUUUGGCCGCCAUCAAGGCUCUCGAGGUUUCCGUCUCCGUCU
Molecule: messenger RNA, 992 nt
Organism: Lasiosphaeria miniovina
Lineage: Eukaryota; Fungi; Ascomycota; Sordariomycetes; Sordariales; Lasiosphaeriaceae
Exons: 1
Coding region: 143-844 (233 amino acids)
Source: RefSeq, a predicted model, not a curated record